This is a messenger RNA of Symbiodinium necroappetens, 234 nucleotides long. Lineage: Eukaryota; Dinophyceae; Suessiales; Symbiodiniaceae. The record is from the annotation of a GenBank genome assembly.
AUGACCUGCCUCCCACGAUCCUUGCAAAAGCCAAGGUGGCACAAAAGAAUCGCAAGUACGGAGAGCUGCUUGACCUAUUCAUCGAAGCCGGGGAGAGCUGGGCGAAUUGCACUUUGGUGCAAACAUCGUCGAAUCAGGAUCGGCAUCGUGUUACCGGAGGGUCAAAGUACAGACGCUUCAAGGACAUUGUCAAAGAUGAGGGGGAGGAAGCGGCUACACUCUUGCGUGACAUGA